Messenger RNA from Amoebophrya sp. A120, 251 nucleotides. The record is from the annotation of a GenBank genome assembly. NCBI's taxonomy places the organism in Eukaryota, Dinophyceae, Syndiniales, Amoebophryaceae.
CGAGGAUCUUCAACUGCAUUUUCAUCCGAUGUCCUCAAAUAAAACUGUCGGCUCAUCUUCAAAAAGCGGCCACGAGGAUCAUCAUCUUGAAAGCAGCUACAAGGUUAAUAUCAACAAAUCCCGGGGGUCGUACUCGUACACUACUAGCGGCACAAAUUUCGGUCGGGUGAUGCAGAAGAAAAUGCUCCAGGCGGAGACAGACGACGAGACGAGCGAGAUUUCUCGCAUGCUGAACUACACAACGGAGGAAG